This is a messenger RNA of Lachancea fermentati, 1575 nucleotides long. NCBI's taxonomy places the organism in Eukaryota, Fungi, Ascomycota, Saccharomycetes, Saccharomycetales, Saccharomycetaceae. The record is from the annotation of a GenBank genome assembly.
AUGACCGUUGGUAAUGUGUUCGAAGUGAAAAAAGUCGCCAUCAUUGGAGGAGGAAUAGCAGGGCUAACCACACUUUUCGAGUUGUUGAAUGUUAAGAAGGAGGGAACGACUUCUUUGAAAUAUUCUAACUCUGGAGAAUUGGUUUCUCACGGAACAACUCCUAGCGAACGAGCAUUUUCCAAGAUUGAUGUCUUCGAACAGAGCGACCAAAUCGGAGGUAUAUGGAAUCCAAGCUUUGAUGAUGCGGAAACCAUCGAUCAAGACCUUUUGGAUACGGGCAAGUAUGAUGACCCUAAUAUUCUCCGUCCAGAAACGCGCAUCCCAGAAAAUUUGCGGGAAGGUAUUUACUCAUUUGAAAAGCCCUUUGUAACCCGCAAACGUCAAGAUACACCUAAACCCUGGACUAGAAGUGGCAUCUAUAGGAGUCUUUUUUCCAACGUACCUGAAAGGUAUCUCAGAAACUCUUUCAUGCCAUUCCUCAACAAGGCCGAAGAAGAUCCCUCAUUAGCGCCAUUGAUAGAUAACGGGCAGAUCAUAAAUCAAGUAGAAGAGUUUGCCAAGAGAUUUGACUUACUGAAGUACGUUAAGCUGAAUUCAGAAGUUGUAAAUAUCACUAAAGAUAACAAUGACAAUCAGUGGACUUUGACUAUCAGAAACAGCAUUUCGGAGGAAAGCGAUGAGUGGUACCAAGAACGCUACGAUGCAGUCAUUGUUAGCAAUGGGCAUUAUUCAAUUCCCUACAUUCCUUACAUCAAAGGGCUGGAUGCUUGGAACAAAAAGUAUCCGGGAACUAUUCUACACUCAAAAAGUUACAGAAACAAUGAAAUCUUUGAGAACAAAAACGUUCUUUUUAUUGGUACGGGAUUAAGCGGUGUUGAUUUAAUACAGUAUGCAUUCCCCGUCGCCAGGAACGUGUAUGUUGCACGCACACCAGGCAAAAGAGAAGUCUACGAAUGGUUGGGGAACGCAGCGACCUCGGAAGGAAUUCAAACCAAACCCCGUGUAAGUAGCAUUGAUCCCGAGAAGAAUUCCGUCACCUUCGUAGAUGGUACUACUGUUGAGGGAAUUGACACCAUCGUUCUGUCAACGGGCUAUCACUGGCAUUACCCGUUCCUCAGCGAGGAACUUACGGGAGUAAAAGUGAAACCUGGAAGAAACGGCAAGAAUCCAGACUCUGGUUCUAGUGUUUCUGGAUUAUACCUUAACACUUUUUCAAUCCAAGAUCCUACCUUAGCAUUUGUUGGUGUAACGAUAACGUCGAUAAAAUGGCCUUCAUUUGAGCUAACUGCAUCGGCAAUAGCUGGGGUGUGGACCAACAAAUCAGGCUUACCCUCGAAGGAGGACCAAGUAUCUUCAAAUCAAGAAAGACUUAAAGACACAGGGACGGGACUUGAAUUUCACUACUAUCCUUAUGAAUGCUUUAAAGGCUUUGCCUCCCAGCUGGAACAUUUUUUACCGCUUGGAAGACAGCUUUCGGACAUAUUCGACGAGGAACAUCUGGAGACGGAUUUCGAGCGAUCCUUCGUUGUUGCUGAGAAACUCUUCUAUGAGUAUAAAUCGGGGCAGCUGAAGUAG